Molecule: messenger RNA, 1287 nt
Organism: Phalacrocorax carbo (great cormorant)
Lineage: Eukaryota; Metazoa; Chordata; Aves; Suliformes; Phalacrocoracidae
Source: RefSeq, a predicted model, not a curated record
GCGGGCUGCGGCGGAAGGGGCGGGCGUCGGCGGCGUCGGCAGCAGCAGCGUGGUGCCGCCAUGGCCCGCAAGAAGAAGCGUUCGGGCGGCCGGGACGGGCGGCUGGUGGUGACUUUCGACGAAGAUAAGCGGAGGGAGUACCUGACCGGUUUCCACAAGCGGAAGGUGGAGCGGAGGAAGGCGGCGCUGGAGGAGAUCAAGCGGAAGCUGAAGGAGGAGCAGAGAAAGAUGAAGGAGGAGCGGCACCAGGAGUAUCUGAAGAUGCUGAGCGAGAGGGAGGAGGCGCUCGAUGAGGCUGAUGAACUGGAGCACUUGGUGACAUCGCAGACAGAGUCUGUGAACAUUGACCACCCAAACCACAUUGUAACAGUGACCACCACCAGUGACCUGGACCUCUCAGGGGCGCGCCAGCUGGGACUGACCACUCCUGUGGGAAAAAAUGAUGGAUCGGAAGAAGAGAAAGGGGAGGAGGUGAUGAACAAGCCUGUAAGAGCAAUGCCCAAGAAGUCCAGAAACCCAUUCCUUUCUGAAAAGAUCUCUUCUCUUACUGCCACGCUGCACAUGCACAGCCGGAAAAAGACAAAAGGAAAGAGACCCCAACGUGGGCAAGGCCCACACAAGAAAAUCCAGAAAUCCAGCUCAGGGCGAACCACUAAGACACAGCGACGGAGGCUGACAGGGAAAAUGGGCCGUGACCAAGAUUAACAGAGAAACUAGUGCUUGGACCAGCAGUUGAGACAGUGUUCCACAUCUGGCCUGCUGCUCUUUGGAGCCCCUUGAUCAUGGUCAAGGGCCUCGUUUACUUGGUUUUCUGACCAGCAGUGAGCCCAUUUCAGCCUUUCUCUCACCUGUGAGCACUGGCCGGGGCAACUAGACACUUUACCCAUUUAUUUCUGCAGUGAUCUCCACCUAAGUGUCUGGGUGCCAUGAUGUCUCUUAACUUCUACUGAGGCUCAGAUUCUCUGUUUGGCAUAAUCCUUCCAUCCUUGGGUCUCCCCUUCCAGAGCUGAUACUUGGCUUUAUCAAAGGACAUGAUCUGGGGCUGAGUGCAACAGGCACAUUGUCAGGGCACAUUGUCAAGAGCUCCUCUUCAACUCAUGCCGGCAGUACCCUGACAUUUCUGCUGUGUAGCAAAUCAUUUGUCCAUGGAGACAUGGUGUUGUCUCAUGUUUCUUCUCCAGUGCCAAACCUGAAUGUAGGGGUACUUUUUCUUUGGUACCUUUGCCAGGUGAAAGUUGGUAACUUUGUGAAUAAAUUUUUUAUGAAGUCGUUUUGCUAAGAGAAAAA